This is a messenger RNA of Oppiella nova, 1390 nucleotides long. The record is from the annotation of a GenBank genome assembly. Lineage: Eukaryota; Metazoa; Arthropoda; Arachnida; Sarcoptiformes; Oppiidae.
UCAUUGUUUCGGAACUAUUUAAUAAAGUUUAUCACUGAUUGGGAUUCGGAUCCUUUUGUUAUAGACUUGCUUAUGGCUAUAAUACUAUUUAACCCGGAUCGCCCUAACCUUACUGAUAGAGAGCUGAUUAAAGUACAACAACAGCUAUACAUGUAUUUACUUCAGAGGUAUCUGCAGAUCAGAUACGGCUCUGAAUACAAUGAAAACAGUUGUCCAGAAAAUGGCUCCGAGAGUGUUAUCAUUGACAACCACUCAAUCGCUGACACAUUAAGCGAGGAGCAAAAUAGUAGAUCACAGGACAUGGAUAAUGACUUUUACGUACCAAACAUAGACUCCUCGGACAUUGAUAGCACCGAUAGUUACUAUGAAUCCCAAUCGGCGGUCGUCGCGAUCGCCAAACCCAUCAACGAUUACAACAACAAUAACUUCAAUGAAAAUGAGAUGCAUUUUGUGAGCGAACUCUUGUCGGCCAUCAAACACAUGAAGCGAAACUUAGUGGCCAUCUCUGUCUGGGAGCCCACAAACAUCGAUGACUUCUUCAGACCACUGAUGAAUAAACACGAAGAAAGCAUUUCGUCAUUCGUGAAGACGUGUAAGAGUCUGAAGGCAUUCAAAGACAUCUGCGAAAGGGACCAAAUGACACUUUUCAAGAGUGGGGGCAUUGAAGCCCUCACUUUCUAUAGGUAUACCCGUUUUGAUUACGACAACGACUGGUGGAAAGUUGUUAUGGAUAACGGCAAUGCAGUGAUAAUAAGACUGGACCUUUUCAAACAGCACCGAUUCGAGACGGUUUACCCGAUGUCCAAAAAAACUUUAAAUAACAUCAAGCACACUUUAGACCUAGACCUUAAUAUAAUAUAUCUGUUGCUGCCCAUAAUAAUUUUCAAUCCUAAUAAAUCUAACCUUGUACAUCCAGAGAUUGUUAGGUUUCAACAACAGUUAUACAUGUUUUUACUUCAGAGGUAUUUGCGUAUAAGGUAUGGCUCUGAAUGUGACACCAAAUUAGCCCAGAUUUUGGACAUUAUACAAGACAUACGCCAAUUGACUGACAUUCAUAAUCAAGACACUCGGCUAAAGGAUCCUAAAUUGUUGGGUCCAUUGCUCCGGGAGGUUCUCGACAUAGAGUUACCACCAGUGGAUCAAUACUCGUUGACUGCAUUAUAAAAACUCAAAUAUAACCUAAAACUCACAAACAACUCAUUAAAACGCUUUCAUGAGUGCAAUAAAUAUCCGUUUGAUGGCAAAUGUGAAGUCAAUGUACAGACCCGUAGACCAUUGCUGCAGGUGUCGACUCCGCAAGUGUUAUGCCGUCGAAGUGAAACAUGAAUGGCAUUAAAGUAAAAAGAAAAAUGAAAACAAAGAAAUUGAUGGAUAUUUGAAAACUAACCGA